Syngnathus typhle (broad-nosed pipefish) is the source of this 2096-nucleotide messenger RNA. RefSeq names its product syntaxin 1B (gene stx1b). The coding region runs from base 295 to 1242 and encodes 315 amino acids. Gene Ontology annotation, cellular component: endomembrane system; plasma membrane; SNARE complex. Gene Ontology annotation, molecular function: SNARE binding; SNAP receptor activity. NCBI's taxonomy places the organism in Eukaryota, Metazoa, Chordata, Actinopteri, Syngnathiformes, Syngnathidae. The transcript is spliced from 9 exons. Gene Ontology annotation, biological process: intracellular protein transport; exocytic insertion of neurotransmitter receptor to postsynaptic membrane; vesicle fusion. The record is from RefSeq and is a predicted model, not a curated record.
CGACGACGAAGAGGAGGACGAGGAGGAAGAGGACCGCCGGGGGGGGCAGCUGCUUUCCAAACCACACGAGAGGGGCCGCCAAAAAAGAACAAGCGGAAGAAGAAGACGUCUCUCUCGUUUCCUCUCGCCAUCCUCUUCAUUAGCGACACAUCGCAAAGGGGGAAUUUUGCGGCGGGAAACCGACGACAGAGAUCCCCCCCCUUCACUCCCGGACCAACCAUAUAAUACUGUACAUCUUCGAGCCCCCCGCUCCCCCCACCCCGGACCAGCCGCGUACGUGGUCGUCGAGCAGCCAUGAAGGAUCGAACGGCGGAACUGCGGAGCGCUAAGGACAGUGAUGAUGAUGAGGAGGUGGUGCAGGUGGAUCGAGACCACUUCAUGGACGAGUUCUUUGAGCAGGUGGAGGAGAUACGCGGCUGCAUCGAGAAGUUGUCCGAGGAUGUGGAGCAGGUGAAGAAGCAGCACAGCGCCAUCUUGGCUGCGCCCAACCCUGAUGAAAAGACCAAACAGGAGUUGGAGGAUCUGACGGCCGACAUCAAGAAGACUGCCAAUAAAGUUCGUUCAAAAUUAAAAGCGAUCGAGCAAAGCAUCGAGCAGGAAGAAGGUCUCAACAGGUCUUCGGCGGACCUCAGGAUCCGCAAGACGCAGCACUCCACGCUGUCCCGCAAGUUUGUGGAGGUGAUGACCGAGUACAACACCACGCAGUCCAAAUACCGAGACCGCUGCAAGGACCGCAUUCAGAGGCAGCUGGAGAUCACCGGGAGAACCACCACCAAUGAGGAGCUGGAAGACAUGUUGGAGAGUGGCAAGCUGGCCAUCUUCACCGAUGAUAUCAAGAUGGAUUCCCAGAUGACCAAACAGGCCCUGAACGAGAUCGAGACCCGGCACACCGAAAUCAUCAAGUUGGAGAACAGCAUCCGAGAGCUUCACGACAUGUUUGUGGACAUGGCCAUGCUGGUAGAGAGUCAGGUAGGUAGUAUGGGCCAGAUUCUUGUAUUAUUCAAAACCUUGGGACCACCCUUGACUCACCUGUGCUGUGCUGGUUUUCAGGGCGAGAUGAUUGACAGAAUCGAGUACAAUGUGGAGCACUCUGUCGACUAUGUGGAGCGAGCCGUCUCCGACACCAAGAAGGCCGUCAAGUACCAGAGCCAAGCUCGCAAGAAAAAAAUCAUGAUCAUCAUCUGCUGCGUGAUCCUGGGCGUGGUCCUGGCGUCCACCAUCGGCGGGACUUUGGGCUUCUGAGCUUCCGGGACGCCCGUCGCCGCCGUGACGACGUCCGUCGCUGUGACGACGGCCAUCGCCGCCGUGACGACGCCCGUCGCCGUGACGACCGCCUGCGGUAGACGGACGGGAGCCGGAGAAGAAAAAAAGCCCAAAAACUUGAACCACAAAUGCAAGAAGAUAACCAAUCAGCAAACGGGACACACUUGGGGUGGGCCGAGGUCCAAAAUUCCCACCAAAAGCAACACCCUGAAAUGCACCACGCUGUCCGUGUAAAGAGCGUAAACCGGCUCGCACGCCGUCCACAUUUUACUUUGCUUCUUUCUUCUUUGGAGCGUCGCUUUCCUUUUUUUUAACGAGACGGUGAUGGCGACAGCGUAGCCUGGCGGGAAAAGUCCACCGGUGCAGUCCCGCACAAAUAGUCCGCCACCCCGCCCUCCGACAAACACGCACAAUGGCUGUGUUCCGAAUUCCUCCCUAGUCACUAUAUAGCACCUGCUAUCCAGAGUUGGGGGUCAACAAUUUGUUACACUGUGUAGCGAGCACGCUAUCAUAUACACAGGUCGCAUAUUCGCUGUUUGGCAUUCAUAGAUUUUUUUUCCCCGGAAUCUGUCUUCUGAUAGUCACUGAAAAACUCACACUCCGCCCAAAAGGAGUAACAAUAUAACUUUGACACCAUCUGCUGGCAUUUUGGUGCUGAAGUGAGUUGAGGAGUUUAAUUUGGACAAAACUAGUCCUUUGCCGCCAUCUUUGGUAUUUGCUAUACAGUAUAAAGGUACGCUAAAAAAUGUAUAAAAUUGUGGGGUAAAAUUCAAUAUAAGAAGAGAAUUUUGUAAAAUACUCAGUUUAAAACAAUAGAUCGUUAUUCUAUUUUA